Molecule: messenger RNA, 8693 nt
Organism: Mobula hypostoma (lesser devil ray)
Lineage: Eukaryota; Metazoa; Chordata; Chondrichthyes; Myliobatiformes; Myliobatidae
Product: YLP motif-containing protein 1-like
Exons: 22
Coding region: 201-8282 (2693 amino acids)
Biological process (GO): regulation of telomere maintenance
Cellular component (GO): nucleus
Source: RefSeq, a predicted model, not a curated record
UCUGCUUUUUUCAUUUUGUUUGUGAUGGCGCUCGUCAGGGGAGAAUGAAGGAGAGUCUGAAAUAUUGACUGCCUGUCGUCGGAUAUUUCGACUUCAGUUCGACAGCGCAAUCUGUCAGAGUUGUGAUAACAUCCGGCACAUUUUACACCCAUCGAGUUACUUUCGUUGGUUGAACGUGUUUGGCUAAAGGUUUACACUCGAUGUAUCCGUCAUGGGGUCGGUAUGGUGGGGGAGGGGCGCACCUUCCAUACUAUGGCGGAGCUGCUCAGCCGCCGCUCCUUCCUGCGCCGCGUGUGCCGGCCCCGGGGCUCGUUGUUGGUCCCACCACCGUACCCCCGCCGGUCCCUAGUACCGGUUUAACGUCUAACUUCCAGACACUAAGGGAGCAGCAUCUCCAGCAGAUGCAGCAGUUGCAGCAAAUGCACCAGCAGCAGUUGCAGUCAGUCUUGCAGUAUCCUGCCCAUCAGCACCAACCACCACCGUCAAUACCACCGCCACCUUUACCACCUCAUCUGCAACAACCUCCACCGAACAUUUGGGACACCAGCAAUGCCCCGAGCCAACUCACCCAGAGUAGCCAAUCCACUCAACAACAUCCAGAUUACUCCGCCGUGGCUUUACAGUCAACUUCAGCAAGCACUGUGACAGCAUCUGGUGACAAAAAGGCGAAUGAUUACUCCAAAGCAAUAAAUGGCUCUUAUCAACAGCAACAGCAACAAUAUUGGUAUCAUGGAGGCAAACAGUAUGGAGGUCAGCAGGAACAGAGUCAGAGUGCAGAAAUGAACCAGAUCAGUGAUUCUGCACAGCAAAAACCUGGAGAGGCCAAGGGCUGUUAUACUACACAGCCACCAUUGCCACCGGCUCCACCUUAUGAGGCAUCCAAAACACAACCACCGCCUCCACCUCCUAAAGAGGAGAUGCCUCCACCUCCCCCACCUGAAGAAGCAAAGCCUACUAUCCAACCUCCAGAAAAUCCAGAGGAAGCAGAGAGAUUGAAAAUGCUACAGGCAGCAGCCGCUCAGUGGCAGCAACAACGUAUCGAGUAUCAGCAACAAAGCAUGAUGCAACAACAUAAUCAACUUCAACAACUGCUGCAACAAUACCAGCAGAUAAUGCAGCAGAUCCAACACGUGCAGUCUCUACCUCUAGAAAUGCAGCUGAGACAUUUGGAGAUGCAGCAGCAGCAGUUCAUCCCUCUAUAUCAAGAAUGGCAGCGACAGUUUCAGAUUUGGAAGGCUCAGCUACAAGCCUAUCCUAACAAGGAUCAACUCCAACAGUACGAAAUACAGUGGAACCAAUGGCAAGAACAAAUGGUAUCAACGAAUCAUCACUUUCAAGAAAGAAUGGAUGCUCUCAGAAAUGUUCAACAACAGUACAUGAACAAUCAAUCCCAGAAUUACUUAGGAAAUGCAUCAAGAGGAUUGCCCUCUCAAACUCUACCAAUGCCUCCAGUGCCACCCAUGGGAAUGCCCCCUACGCCACCACUAACUGGCUCUUCUACACAAGGUGCAACAAGUUCACCUGUAGUCUCAGUUUCCUCGGAAGAAAAGAGUCCGCCAAUUUCCCAAAGUUCUUCAUCUGUGUCUCAGGCCCCUCCAUUGGUUUCUCAGGCCCCUCCAUUGGUGUCUCCAGCCCCUCCCUCCAUGUCUCAAGCCCCCCCACCAGUGACUCAGGUGCCUCCACCAGCAACUCGGAUGCCCCUGCCAAUGGUUGGAGUCCCUCCACUGAUGUCAGGUGCACCACCUCCAAUGACUAUGCCACCCCCGUUAAUGACUCUGCCACCUCCACCAAUGACUUUGCCACCUCCACCAGUGUCUCUAGCUCCUCCACCAAUGACUCUAGCCCCACCACCGAUUUCUCAAGCCCCGCCACCAGUGUCUCAGGUCCCUCCAUCAAUAACUCAGACCUUUCCACCAGUAUCACAGCCUCCUCCACCAAUGACUUGGGCUCCCCCAUCAAUGACUCAGACCUCUUCAGCAGUUUCACAGGGCCCCACCCCAUUAUCUCAAAGUUCACCUGGUGUCACAGAACCGAAGAAACCUUUGAUUCCAACACCACAUGAUGAAGUGAAGGUGUCUCCUUCAGUUUCAACCUCACAAUAUAAUCGAUUUGGGCAAUAUGGGACAAAGCCAUCAGACCAAUCACAAAGUGGGCUGCGAUUUGAAGAUCUUGGAGCUCCAAGGUUUGAUGGGCCUCAUGGAAGAGGAAAGCGCAAAUUUGAUGAACCAGGAGUGAGAGACCUUUCUCGAUCACGCUUUGAUUCAAGAGGUCCCCCGUUUCAAGGUCAUUGCUUUGAAGGGCAGACUGUGGGCCAGCAUGGUGAGGGUGCUGGACAGCACAUUGAGAAAGAGGCUGCAGCUCAUCAUAUUGAAAGUGAAGUUAGAGGUUCAAGUGUUGAAGAUUCAACUCGGCAGCCACAAGAUGAGGAAAAAGCUCCAGGACAUCAACCUGAAGAUAAAGCAUUGAGUCAGGUUGCAGAAAAUGAAUUUCAAACACAGGAUCCAAGUAAUUGUCUUGAAAAACAAGGUUUGCUUAAGCAUCCUGAGGAGCAGGGUUCUGGAAAUCAACUUGAGAAGAUAGAUAACACCAAGGAGCAGGUUCCUGACAAAAUGCUGGAUAAUUUCCUUCAGAAAAAGGGAAGUUCCCUCGAGGCACAGGGCCCUAUUAAUUGCCAAGAAAAGCACGGUCCUGGUAAUGAACUUAAGAAGCAAGGUAAUAGCUUUGAGGGUCAGAGUCCCAAUCGUUGCUUUGAAAUGCAGGGUGCCAGUAACCGCAUUGAAAACCAAAGCACUGGUAUUCUCUUUGAGACCCAGGGUCCUAGCAAGAGCGUUGAGGCCCAGGAUGCCAGCAAACAACUUGAAGGGCAAAUUGCAAGUAAUAGUGUCAAGAGUGAGAGUUCCGGCAGUCAUCUAGAGGGUUCAGGUCCUGGCAGUUGUCCUGAGAGUUCAGUUCCCAGCAGUAGCUCUGAGGGUCAAGGUCCUGGCCAGCGUUUUAAGGGGCAUGGUCCAAGGGGUCGCUUCAGAGGCCAUGGAUCUGGCAAUCGUGUUGAUGGCCAUGGUCCUUACGGUCGCUAUGAGGGCCAGGGUCAGGGCAGCAGCUUCGACGGUCAGGGUCCCGGUGGCCAUUUUAAGGGCCCAGGUGUGAGCAACCGCUUUGAUAGCCAAGGUCCGGGUGGCCACUUUGAAGGCACGGGUCAAGGUGGAUGCUUUGAGGGUCCAAACAGCCGCUUUGAUGGCCAAGGACCAAGAAACUAUUUUGACAGCCAAGGACCGAGGGGCCAUUUUGAAGGUCCAGGUGGCCGAUUUGAGGGACCGGGCAGCCAUUUUGAAGGCCAGGGUCAAAGAGGCAAUUUUGAGAGCCAGGAUCCAGGAAGUCACUUUGAGGGUCCAGGAGGCCGUUUCGACGGCCCGGGAGGCCGGUUCGACGGCCCGGGUCCGGGAGGCCGCUUCGACAGUUCGGGUCCUGGAGGCCGCUUUGACGGUCCGGGUCCUGGGGGCUGCUUCGACGGUCCGGGUCUGGGAGGCCGCUUCGAUGGUCCUGGUUCAGGGGGCCGCUUCGAUGGUCCGGGUCCAGGUGGCCGCUUCGACGGUCCGGGUCCGGGUGGCCGCUUUGACGGUCCGGGUCCGGGAGGCCGCUUCGAUGGUCCGGGUCCGGGAGGCCGCUUCGACGGUCCGGGUUCAGGGGGCCGCUUUGACGGUCCGGGUCCAGGGGGCCGCUUUGACGGUCCGGGUCCAGGGGGCCGCUUCGAUGGUCCGGGUCCAAGGAACCGCUUUGAGGGGGCAGGUCCAUGGGGCCGCUUCGAGGGCCCAGGUCCAGGAGGCCAUUUUGAAGGCCCAGGUCCAGCAGGCCGCUUUGAGGGCCCAGGUUCCAGAGACCACUACGAAAGCCACGGUCCAGGAGGUCAUUGUGAAAGUCAUAGUGCGGGAGGCCCCUUUGAGGGUCUGGGUGAUGGCAGUUGCUUUGAAGGCCAAGGUCAGGAAGGCCACUUUGAGGGCCAGCUUCAGGGAGGUCGUUUUGACCGCCAGGGGCGAGGUGGCCACUUUGAGGGUCAGGGGCGUGGCGGCCGUUUUGACCGCCAGGGGCGAGGCGGCCACUUUGAGGGCCAGGGGCGAGGCGGCCACUUUGAGGGCCAGGGGCGUGGCGGGCACUUUGAGGGCCAGGGGCGUGGCGGGCACUUUGAGGGCCAGGGUCGAGGGGGGCACUUUGAGGGCCAGGGUCGAGGUGGCCGCUUUGACGGCCAGGGUCGAGGCGGCCGCUUUGACGGCCAAGGUCGAGGUGGGCACUUUGAGGGCCAGAGUCGAGGCGGGCACUUCGAUGGCCAGGGUAGAGGCGGGCGCUUCGAGGGCCAGGGGCGAGGUGGGCGCUUCGAGGGCCAGGGGCGAGGUGGGCGCUUCGAGGGCCAGGGGCGAGGUGGGCACUUCGAGGGUCAGGGACGUGGCGGUCGUUUCAAGAAUCAGGGGCGAGGUGGUCAUUUUGAGGGACAGGGACCAGUCAGCAGAUUUGAGGAGCAGGCAACUGUCAGUCAAUUUGAGGACCAGGGCCCUGGUGGUCGCUUUGGGGGCCAAGGUCGAGGUAAAUAUUUUGAGGACCAGAGUCCUGAUAACUGCUUUGAGAGUCAAGGACGAGGCCCAGGUAAUCGCUUUGAGUAUGAAGGUGCAGGAAUUAAUCGAUUUGAUGGUCCUGAGGAUAGUCGCUUUGAUGGCCCAAGGGGUGGAUGCUUUGAUGGUUCAGGUGGCAGUUUUUUUGAGGGCCCUGGUGUUGGGAAUUUUGAGAACCUAGGUGGCAGUCGCUUUGAGAAACAAGGCCCAGGGCAUCGUUUUGAAGGCCAGGGUUCCGGGCCACAUAUUGAGGGACCAGGCGUAGUACACCGAUUUGAUAGACAGGUUCCAGGACAGCGACUUGAGGGUUCUAGACAACGAGUUGAGGGUUCAGCUGGGAGAUUUCAAGGUCCUGGUCCUCGGUUUGAUGGACCAAAGGGACCGAGAUUCAGUGGUCCUCGUGGACCUUCUCCUAGUGGAUCCUCUGUGCCUAGCUCGAGAUGUAAAGGUCCUCAAGUUGCAACAGGGCAAAUUGGACAAGAUUUAAAGUCAUCUUCAGAGCAAGUUCAGGAACAAGUAAAAGCUGUUGGAGACAAGAACUUAGAGACUACAGAAGAUAAGGAUGUGAAACAAAACAUAGAUACUGUACCACAGGCUUUAGUGAAGCCAGUAGAUGAAAAAAUUCCAGCCCAUGCAACUUUAUCUGCCACAGACCCUAAAGAUUCAGAUACUUCAGUUAGCAAAGAUUUGUUGAAAAAAAGUGCUGACUUAUCUAAAUCACAUGAAAUUCAAAAAAAAAUGGACGAUUCUGAAGCAGCAACUCCUUCAGUAACUGUUCCUCAGGUCCAAAGCGAUCCAGCUAAAAUGCUGUCUUCAAAUGCUUCAGGUACUGCAAAGGCAACAUCUGAAAAGCACGAGCCAAAAACAUUAGAAACAGGUAAAAGGUUUGAAUCUGCACCAAUGCGUCGGAAUAAUGACCAAGAAAAAGGCCCAGAACACAAGCCACAGAUUGGCAAGGAUUUUAUCCCUAUGCGUAAGGGCGAUGGUCCCAGUAACAUUGAUGGUCCGGAGAUGAGACCAUAUCAGAGGACAGAAAUGCAAGCCUCUUGGCAUCAUGAAGAAAGGAGACAGAUGGAUGAUCGUUUCUCUGGCCCUAGAGGAGCUCCAGAUUAUGAUAGAGAGAGAACUUUAUCCUGGGAAAGGAAUAAUUGGACAGAUACAGGUCCAGACUUCUGGGAUGAGCGCGAUACAUUUAGGAGAGAUGAACGGUCACUUCUUCGUCGGCCCCCUCUGACUCAGGAAGUUUUAAAUAGAAGGGAAAACCGUGGUCCUCCAAAUGAAUCUUUUGACAGAGGUUUUGACCAAGAGUUUGACAGGAGUGGAAGGUCUCAUGAACAUGGUUUUAACAGAGACAAUGAACGGAACAGAGACUACUUCCACAGACCAGAGGAUUGGGAUCAUCACGGUCAUGGACGAGAAUUCUCUCCUCUACAUCUGCGAGCAGACAGGUGGAGGGAAGAACAGUGGAGGAAGGAGCCUGAAAGAGGUUAUCGUCAGGACCAGGAAAGGGAGUUGUGGGGUCGGGACUAUCCAGAAAGACAAGACUGGAGGAGAGAUGAACGAAAUUAUCCUCCAGACAGGUUUGGCUGGCAGAGAGAACGGAUUGAUGACAGAAGAUAUCCAGAAACCGACAACAGGAGGUUACCCUUUGACAAUUUGCCACCCCAGACAGGUCCUGGUCAUGUGUCCACUUUACCUGAAAAACCACCACUGUCUUUCUCUGAUAAAUCUAUGGUGGAUCAAUCACCAGAUGGCCAAAAUAUUGUAGCAUUGUCUGAACGAGAGCAUGAAAUCAUCUUGAAGGCUGCACAGGAAUUGAAGUUAUUACGUGAGUUACAGGAGAUUGGCAAAACUGAUUCUACUGGAAUGCCUCCAGUAAUUCAAGACUACCAAAACUCUAAAACUGGUAAAGACUUUUACAAGGAUAUGACAAAAACUGAAAACUCAUUACUUGGACCUGGACCAUCUGCUGCUCCUAUCCAAUCAGAGCGUUGGGAUACAGAUACAUUCCAUGGCUUAUGGGAUUCUGUGUCUCAACCCAAAAAUUCUGAUUCUAAUUAUGGAUACAGUGAGCCUUCAUCUAUUUCGACUGCUCCUCUAAGCAAGGCACCACCAAUUCAGAAAACAGUUGAUUAUGGACAUGGACGUGAUUCAGGACCACCAGGAAGGAUUGAACAGAUCCCUUAUGGUGAACGAGUUUCACUCGGCCCUGAGCCAGUACGGGAAAGGAUGUAUGACAAAGAUGUACUAGGCCCUCGAGAUCGUUUCGGAGACAGAGAUUCAUUUUUAGAACGAAGGGGAGAUCCUUAUUUGGAUCGUAGAGAUUUUGAUAGAGAGCAUGAUCCAUACAGGGAUAGAUCGAUGGGCGAUUUUGAAAGGGAAGGAUUUGAUCGUGAAAGAUUUGGGCGUGAAGAAAGAACGCCUCAUGGUCCACCUGGUAGAUCAAGUGGAUAUCACAACUAUCAGGACAAUAAAGACCCUUUCAACCGAGGGGGAUUUGAAAGGCCACAGUUUGAUCGCUUAACUGAUCGACCACCAUUUGAUCAUACACCGACUGGUUUUGGAGGUGAAAGAAGAGGAUAUUCUGAUGAGAGGAUACCUGCCUCAGCCCCUCAUCCAGCACAUCCUCCUCCACGUGUUGAAAAAAAACCAGAAAGCAAAAAUGUUGAUGAUAUUCUAAAAAUGCCUGGCAGACAAAGUCGCCCUGAUAGGAUUGUAGUUAUUAUGCGAGGACUCCCUGGCAGUGGGAAGACACAUGUUGCAAAACUCAUUCGUGAUAAGGAGGUAGACAAUGGAGGAGCUGCACCACGGGUUCUCAGCUUGGAUGAUUACUUCAUGACUGAAGUGGAGAAAGUGGUGAAGGAUCCAGACAGUGGCAAACGAAUUAAAAAGAAGGUCUUGGAGUACGAAUACGAGCCAGAAAUGGAAGACACGUACAGAAGCAGCAUGUUUAAAACAUUCCGUAAAACGCUGGAUGAUGGCUUUUUCCCCUUCAUCAUUGUGGAUGCCAUUAAUAACAGAGUUAAGCAUUUUGAACAGUUAUGGAGUGCAGCCAAAACUAAAGGCUUUGAGGUUUAUAUUGCAGAAGUGAGUGCCGAUAAUCAAACCUGUGCGAAAAGGAACAUUCAUGGACGCAAAUUGAAGGAAAUCAAUAAGAUGGCUGAUCAUUGGGAUUCGACUCCACGACAUAUGUUACGUUUAGACAUUAGAUCACUGCUUCAAGAUGCUGCAAUUGAAGAAGUUGAAAUGGAGGAUUUCGAUCCUAGUGCUGAGCAACAGGCACAGCAGUCAGAAGAACAGCAACGAGAUGAAUCUAAAAAGGAGGCUGCUGAUGAAGAGGAGUAUGAAACGGGUUUCCUGACAAAAAGCAAAUGGGAAAUGGACACAUCAGAAGAGAAUCUAGACAAGCUGGAUGGUUUGAGGAGCAGCAACAAACGGAAGCGAGGUUGGCAUGACAGUAUUGCACACCAAUUAGAAGAUUACCUUCAGCUUCCUGAUGACUAUAACUCUCGCUCAUCAGAACCUGGAAAGAAGCGGGUGAGAUGGGCAGAUUUGGAAGAGGAGAAAGAUGCUGAGCGCAAACGAGCCAUAGGAUUUGUGGUUGGACAAACAGACUGGGAGAAAAUUACAGAUGAAAAAGGCGAAUUAGCACAGCGAGCAUUGAACCGAACUAAAUAUUUCUAAAGAAACGUUCAAAUUGUGUUUUUUUACACUGAGGCUCCGCAGUAACAGUGGAGGAUAACAGCAAGAAAUCUUUCAUAAUGGUUGGGCAGACAAGAAUUUCACGACUUUAGAAUUUUUUGUUUUAUUGUUACAGUCAAUGUACGAGCAUUAGACUAUUGGUGGUUAACUUAUCUUAGCAGCCUGUGAGAAAUUUUUUAAAAACUUAGUUGAUAGUGUCAUUAAAAUCUAAGUUGAAACCACACUAAUUGUAAUCCAGUGUGUCCUGGGCCUGCUAUCAUGGCUUUGCUUCAUCAGCUCGUUUUUUUUAUAUGUUGUAUUAAUGUACUGUUUCUUGCUCUGUCCAAACCAAUUGUAAUUUUAAGGAGCAAUAAAGUUAACUUGAAACCAUGGAACAGUGCAGGUGUCUACACA